This is a messenger RNA of Drosophila miranda, 1523 nucleotides long. RefSeq lists its product as uncharacterized. The coding region runs from base 348 to 1361 and encodes 337 amino acids. The transcript is spliced from 7 exons. The record is from RefSeq and is a predicted model, not a curated record. NCBI's taxonomy places the organism in Eukaryota, Metazoa, Arthropoda, Insecta, Diptera, Drosophilidae.
UCGCGUGCACAUGGGGCAGAGCACGGCCUGCUGCGGACUACAGCCGGCGAGAUCUACACCUGGGGCUGGAACGAGCACGGAAACUGUGGCAACAACAGUACAGAGAAUGUAUGCAGCGCGUGAAGUUGGCCGGAGCUGGCUCGGGCUUCUGUUACGCCAUUUCCGAGUCGUCUGUUAAUUAAUUUUAUAAUAAAUGUUAAAAAUGCUUAAAAAUACUAAACGGAAUAUCGAAAUUAAGGUAUUUGAUGUCGGAUCAUGAGCAAAAUUGUACGAAUAAUCAAACCCAAGCAGUUGGCGCUCUUUCUUCCAUCGAUAGUUGAAGAAACAUCGAUGUAUCGAUAGUAACAAUGAAGUUUUUCAACCUUCAGCAGCUUUACUUGAACUCCGCGGAAUUUUCGUUGCAAAUACUAUUUGCCAUUUUUACAGUGAAAAUAAAGUGCUUUGUUUUUCAAAAACUUAAUCUUUUCCACAGAAAAAAGAAGCUCUUUCUCCUGCACCUUGACGACAUCCUGCCGCAGGCGUUGAAGCUACAGCCGCGCAACAAUAACCAGCCGACUGGCUGCUCCACAAUCAUUGUCAACCAAAAGAAUUGCCGACUGUUGGGUCACACCGAGGAUGCCCUGACGGAAUCCCUCAAUCAUUACUAUUUUGUUGACGCGCACAUCAUCAGCGACAAGCCGCAGGGCAAAUACAAUGUCAAGGAGGAGCACUUUAUGUCCCUGUGCUAUGCCGGACACUUGCCCGGCUACACCAUGAAUCAGAAUUAUCAUGGCCUGGUCUUCAGCAUCAAUACGAUCAGUGCGGAGCUGUUGCGCAGUGGCAAGACACCGAGACACUUCUUGACACGAGCCCUGCUGGCCACCAGCAAUGUGGACGAUGCUUUUAGGGUGCUCAAGGACGCAGGUGUGGGAGCAGCCGAUGCCUGCUCCAUUAACUUUACCUUCUUGGCCGAUCCCCGCCAGAUGUUCUAUAAUGUGGAGAUGGCGCCUUCGCCAGACCGUAAGAAUGAGUCGCUUUUGAACAUCAAGGAGAUACCCUUGGGCAAUCAUAACUACCAUGUGAAUCAAUUCGAUCGCAUACGCCAGGAUCAGGCCAACGCUCUGAUGGUCGACUCCAGCGUAUCGCGAAUGCAGGCGUUCGGCACCUACAAGCCGCCAUCGAGCGAGCAGGAUGUGCGCCAUAUGCUGGGCGAUGUCUCUGGGGGAAUGUAUUGCGUGUGGCGCGAGAAUGGCAGCUGUGAUGAGGUGGUCAAAACCAUUGCCGUUGGCAUUUUCGAUCUCACCGCUAGGACCAUGUCGCUCUAUUCGGACAAUCCCAGUCAGACGGAGCCUCACUGCAGGUUGCCUCUGCUCUUCAAGUAGCUUUAAUGCACACCCCCCGCCUCCCCCCUUUGUUGGACGCAGAUUUUACUCGUAUGUUUAAUAAACAUAAUCAAAUGGCAGUUUGAGCUUGAUCCAAAAUUUUGUUGGGUCGUUAGCCAAUCUAAAACCUCUCACUCUUCAAAAUAAAACUGUGAAAUUUGA